Molecule: messenger RNA, 659 nt
Organism: Musa acuminata AAA Group (dessert banana)
Lineage: Eukaryota; Viridiplantae; Streptophyta; Magnoliopsida; Zingiberales; Musaceae
Product: thioredoxin-like protein YLS8
Exons: 2
Coding region: 60-488 (142 amino acids)
Biological process (GO): mRNA splicing, via spliceosome
Cellular component (GO): U5 snRNP; U4/U6 x U5 tri-snRNP complex; spliceosomal complex
Source: RefSeq, a predicted model, not a curated record
UCCGUUUUCGCAGAGAGAGAGAGAGAGAGAGAGAGAGAGAGAGAGAGCGAGCGAGAGAGAUGUCGUACCUUUUGCCGCACCUGCACUCAGGGUGGGCGGUGGAUCAGGCGAUCCUGGCGGAGGAGGAGCGCUUGGUCGUCAUCCGCUUCGGCCAUGACUGGGACGAGACCUGCAUGCAGAUGGAUGAAGUGCUGGCUUCUGUUGCAGAAACCAUAAAGAACUUUGCAGUGAUCUACCUGGUUGAUAUCACCGAGGUGCCGGACUUCAAUACCAUGUACGAGCUGUAUGAUCCCUCGACCGUGAUGUUCUUCUUCAGGAACAAGCAUAUUAUGAUCGAUCUCGGGACAGGGAACAACAACAAGAUUAAUUGGGCCCUCAAGGAUAAGCAGGAAUUCAUCGACAUCGUGGAGACUGUGUACAGGGGUGCAAGGAAAGGCCGUGGUCUGGUGAUUGCUCCAAAAGACUACUCCACCAAGUAUCGCUACUGAUGGAUAUAUAUUACUUCCUUGUAACUAAACAUUGCAUUAAGGUAAUGUUGCAAUGACGGUAAUGCUGCAAUGCUCAUGUCUGGUCCUCGAAAUUAUUAUGAAUAUUUAUUCUGGUUCCAAAACUUGAGAUGUUGGAGGAUAAUUUUUUAAUGAAUGCUGUAUUGGAACUCA